UGGUGGAGAAGUGUGAGGGCGGAGGUGAGGCAGCAAGUGCUGGUGUCAGGCAAGAGAGACUGGGAGAGGAAGCAUUAGAUGCAGCAAGCGACAGAAGCGUGAUGUUCUCACCAGAGGCCAAUCAGCAGGAAUCAAAACUUACCCACAGACUUGGAGGUCUUUUUUGCCCAAGGGACUGUCCACAGCAUAACAAAUACAAUAUGUGCACAACCCCAAGUCCGGUUGCCUCAGGGUCGGGGAAGACAGUUCUUCCUGCAACCAAGGUGUUGCUUGGCAACCGUGGGAUCCGGAAUGACGUCACGCAGCCGCGCCACCGGGACCUGUCAGCAGCCCUGCCCCAGCACUUUUACCUGGCCCAAAGGCAACUACCUGGUGAGAAACCCUUUGAAAGUUACGUGGGGAACCUGUCUCGGGAUGUCACAGAGGCACUGAUUCUUCAGGUGUUCAGUCAGAUUGGUCAGUGCAAAAGCUGCAAGAUGAUUAUGGAUACGGCCGGUAACGAUCCCUAUUGCUUUGUGGAGUUCUUUGAACACCGUCAUGCUGCUGCGUCCUUAGCUGCUAUGAACGGGCGAAAGAUAAUGGGCAAGGAAGUGAAGGUCAACUGGGCAACUACUCCCAGCAGCCAAAAGAAAGACGCAAACAGUAGUUCCGUUGUCAGCACACUGCGUUCUCAAGAUCAUUUCCAUGUUUUUGUUGGUGAUUUGAGCCCAGAGAUAACCACCGACGACAUAAAAGCCGCCUUUGGACCUUUUGGGAGAAUAUCAGAUGCACGGGUAGUAAAGGACAUGACAACUGGAAAAUCCAAAGGCUAUGGAUUUGUGUCCUUCUUCAAUAAAUGGGAUGCAGAAAAUGCCAUUGCGCAGAUGGGAGGUCAGUGGCUCGGAGGACGGCAGAUCAGAACUAAUUGGGCCACCAGAAAACCGCCAGCCCCGAAAAACACCUAUGAAUCCAAUACAAAGCAGUUGUCAUAUGAAGAAGUGGUUAACCAGUCCAGCCCCAGCAACUGCACUGUGUACUGUGGUGGAGUUACAUCUGGAUUAACAGAGCAACUGAUGCGUCAGACCUUUUCUCCCUUCGGUCAAAUAAUGGAGGUCCGAGUCUUCCCAGAUAAAGGGUAUUCUUUUGUACGGUUUAGUGCUCAUGAAAGUGCAGCUCAUGCCAUAGUCAGCGUGAAUGGAACCACCAUUGAAGGCCACGUGGUAAAGUGUUACUGGGGCAAGGAGACUCCAGACAUGCUGAAUACUGUUCAGCAGCAAAGCCAACUUAGCUUCCCCCCUCCCUAUGGACAGUGGGGGCAGUGGUAUGGAGGAGCUCAGCAAAUAGGCCAGUAUAUGCCCAAUGGUUGGCAGGUGCCUGCAUAUGGAGUGUAUGGACAAGCAUGGAAUCAGCAGGGAUUUAGUCAAACGCCGUCAUCCGCAGCAGCAUGGGUGGGACCAAAUUACGGCGUGCAGCCUCCCCCUGGACAGAACGGAACACUGAUCACAAACCAAACAGGCUACCGUAUGGCUGGAUACCAAACGCAAUGAGAGGAAGGACUCCCACCCCACAUCAGCACUCUGCUGCUGGCCCAUUUGUUUACUUUGAUACCAUUCUAUAAUCAUGUCAGUGCAGAUGUCAGAUACAGUAUAUUUAUUAAAACAACAACAACAAAAAGUAACCAUUUUUUAAUUAUGACAUGUUCAUCCACUCGGUUAAAACACAAACUACAAAAAAACAAAAAAAAAUUACUAGAGAUGCUGGAUGUUUGCCAAUUUUUGCCUUCCUUUUUCAUUAUUUUAAUUUUUUUUUUUUUUAUAUAAAUAUAUGUAACUGUUACUUAACCCUGUCUCUCUUGACGAGGACAGCCAAGCCUUGCUUGCCAGAUCUUUUCGGCAGUAAAAGGGGUUAAGUUCCUUUUGAAAUAAUAAAACAAAAAACAAUGCAGGGAUCACUGCCAUUUUGGGCAGCAAAUUGCACAAAAAUGUCUCUUUUUCUUUCACUGAAGUAGUGUGCAGUUUUAGAUUGCAUUCCUAGUAUAAUUUGAGAUGUAUUAUAAAGUUUAACUGUACAAAAUUUGUGGCGCUGUUUGUAAAGGUUUAGAUUUUUUUUUCUUUGAAACCUUCAAUAUGAAAAAAAAAAACUUUCAUAUUGUCCAAUCUGUACACACUGUUUAAAAUACUUCUCCCCCCCCCCCCCCCCACACACACUUUUUGUUUUACAUUAAUUUACUUGACCAUUUUAACAUAUUUUCUCCGCCUUCUGAAGUUUGCCGCUGAGAAGGCGGCUGAUCACUCAUUCUCUCCAGUGAUCAUAGGGUUAAACUUCAAAUUCAUCAGAAAUAAUGUGACAUGAUCUGAGCCUGUACCUGAAAACCUGUCUCUCAGAUGGUUCUAUUACCACGUGUUUUUCUGUUCUUGUUUGUGGGGGGGUUUCUGUGGUGUUUUUUUUUUUUUUUUUUCUCUUCAAGGAGGUGCCUAGGAGAAAAUCCCCACAGGAUUUAUUUCUCAAGGAUUUUUAUCUUCUGUGAUCAAAAAAAAAAAAAAAGUUCUGUGGAAACGGGAAAUCUUAUAUUCCUGUGUAAUUAAACAAUUUAAAAGAAA
Pseudophryne corroboree (corroboree frog) is the source of this 2579-nucleotide messenger RNA. RefSeq names its product TIA1 cytotoxic granule associated RNA binding protein (gene TIA1). Gene Ontology annotation, molecular function: RNA binding. The record is from RefSeq and is a predicted model, not a curated record. NCBI's taxonomy places the organism in Eukaryota, Metazoa, Chordata, Amphibia, Anura, Myobatrachidae. Bases 102 to 1526 code for a protein of 474 amino acids. The transcript has 14 exons.